Molecule: messenger RNA, 525 nt
Organism: Meloidogyne enterolobii
Lineage: Eukaryota; Metazoa; Nematoda; Chromadorea; Rhabditida; Meloidogynidae
Source: the annotation of a GenBank genome assembly
AUGUUUUUAAAAAUUUUAAUUUUGCUUUUAAUUAUAAACAAUAUUAUUGCUGAAGAUUCUAAUAGCGAAGACAGUAGCAAUGAAAAUUCUAAUAAUAAGUUAAGUGAUGAGUUUUCCGACUCUGUUGAUGUUCGAGAGCAAAAUCUUCAAGACCCGCAAUUUAUUAAAGAAGAUGAUACAGAUGCAUUGCCUCCGUUAAAUAACGAAGAGAAUAAUCGCAUUAAUGAAUACACAACAGAAAAAAUUAAGGAAGAUGAGGAAGAUCAACUAAAUAAUGAAGGAUCCGGUAUAGAAGAUGAAUUUCCUGCGGAAGAUAAUUAUGGAAAUGGAUUGGAUAUUAAUACAACUGCAAAAUAUGCUAAUGAUGAAGAUGAUAAUGAUAACAAUGAAAGUGAUGGUCAAGGAUGCGUGUAUGAGGUUCGAUUUCUUAACGAAAAAUCCCCUCGCUCUAAAUAUCCGGAUCUGAAAGCCUUCUAAAGUUUGCUUGUUUAUCAAGUCUACCAUCGCACCCUUGGUUAUCAUUUU